Arabis nemorensis is the source of this 1113-nucleotide messenger RNA. Lineage: Eukaryota; Viridiplantae; Streptophyta; Magnoliopsida; Brassicales; Brassicaceae. The record is from the annotation of a GenBank genome assembly.
AUGAAGAUGAAGUCAUCGUCUUCUUCGAUCUCAUUCAGCUCAAAGACUCAAACUUUCGGCUGUGUCUCUCUGAUUCUUCAAAGAUUUCUCUGUUCCGGUACUUCUACGUACCCAUCUGAUCAAAUCACUGAACCGGGUUUCGAGUCUUCUGAUUUCAGCUCCGAGCCACCCGGAGCCGGAGGAGAUGAGCCAGGAGCUGUGGCCAGGCUCAUGGAUUUGGACUCGAUUCCCGUCAAAACCAGAGUUGUCUCAAGGAGCCGUUCAGUGAAUUGUGUUGAUUAUGUCAACGAUGAGAGAAGAGUUAAGUCCACCAGUCUUGAUUUGUGCCAGUUUCAGGAGUAUGUUGAGCUUGAAGACGAUCAUUUCUUCAUUCUCAGCUUCGAGAAGGACAGAAAUGAGAAAGGUUUUGGUGAAUUGAAGCAGCUGGGAACAAGAGAAUGUAACAAGAGACGAGAAUCAAGAAAGAAUCAGAGCGAAACAGAGAAUCAAACACGCAACGAGGGUAAAGAGAACAACAUCAACAUCACAAACGUUUCACCGGGUCGCGAGAGGCUUGACGUCGGAGAAUUGAAACCGAGUAGGAAGGAGAAACGUAAGAGGAGAAGAAAAAGAAGAGAAAUUAAGUUGAGACAGAACAUCGAGAAGGAGAAUUUGAUCAAGAGAUAUAGUCGUUGGUCCAGAGAUGGAGAUCUUUUAGCCAAUUGUGAAGUGAGAUCAACAAAGGACGAAGAAGAGUGUGGAAGUUGCGAUGAUUCAAGCCCUGUCUCAGUUCUUGAUUACGAUCGGUUCGCUGAUGUUCGAGUAACUCCAGAACCAGAGAACAGUUCAAGAAGACGGUUAUAUUCGGAACUGGAAUCUAGUAAGCGAAACGAAACAAUUCAAGAAGAUCGCAUCUCAAGAGAGUCCGAAGUCCGACUCCAUGACUACCAAGAGAUGUGGCUCAUGAUUUGCAGACUCACUGUAUCUGAGAUCAAAGAGUCGAAAUGGGUUUACGGAAAAGCUUCAAAUCUCGAAGAUUUGGAAGGAAUCAUAAGCGAAGAUAUAGUCUCAAACAUCUUAGAUCAACUCUUAGAAGAAACAAUUACAACACUUUCUCUAACUUCACAAGUGUAA